Aegilops tauschii subsp. strangulata is the source of this 910-nucleotide messenger RNA. The record is from RefSeq and is a predicted model, not a curated record. Lineage: Eukaryota; Viridiplantae; Streptophyta; Magnoliopsida; Poales; Poaceae.
ACCACACAGUAAAGACCGGGGAGCAAAGAGAUUGAGGCAGGGGUGAGCAGACGACGGUUCGUAUCUCCAGCCAAGCACACUCCCUCCCCUAGCGACGGUCCGGCGGAUGGACCUGCAUGCCCGCCUGCUGCGCUGCGGCUGUGUCCCCGGCUUUCGGCUUUCCCAGGAUCCGCCGCAAGGCGCUGUUCCCUGGGCUCACCGGCCGACGCCAUCCCCUAGGCUCACCGGCCGACGCCGUGGAAGGCAGGUACGUGGGAGGACUCCACCCUCCUCAGGCUGCGCCGCCCUACGUCCCCCACCUCGAUGGAAGCUGCCCGCUUCCUCCAGCCGCUCGCCGAUGGGAUCUGUCGGCCGCCCGGCCCCGCGCCGCCACCGUCCAGGAAGGAGAUAUCGCCGUGCGGGCGCUUCUUGAGCUCGGGAGAGGCACCGAUACUGUCCAACCAAGUCUGUGUAUCCACAUUGAUUCUUAUGGCAGUGAAAGCUUCUUCAAAGUCUUCCUCUUCCUCGUACUUGUACAUGCAAGCACUAAAAUCAGCAAGUACAUUUGGGCCAUCCUCGUCUUUUUCUUAUGAGGAGAAGGAAGAGGCAAAACGGAGAUCAUCUACAUUAAUCUCCUGUCAAGUAUUGGAAAUUCCAAGUAUUUCAUGAGCAAAGCACCUAUGGUACAACUUGCAUCUAUAGAUCUAACUACAUUCAUGUAUUUUAUCUUGAGAUUAUUCAAAACAACAGAGAUCACUUCUGUUAGCAAAGCACCUAUGGUACAACUUGCAUGUACAGGUCUGACUACAUUCAUGUAUUUUAUCUUGAGCUAUUUAGAACAAUAGAGAUCACUUCUGUUCAAAUAUACUUUUUCACUGUAACAUCAUCCAAAAGGUGCAGGAAUAAAUUUUGGAUCUCCUUCCUUCCUUAA